ACGAUUGGCCGAGAGAUUUUUGCGCGGUGCAUUUCAGCCAAUCAGAGCUUUGUUUUCGCGCUCGUAUGCAAAGCCUCAGAUAAAUGGCGAACGGAAGGGCAAACUGUAAACAAAUACAACAGAACUGGACAUUUUUAGACGGAUUGUGACUUUUAAGAGAAAAGCAACUCUAUAUUACGAAUGCUGCGUGUAAAUACAAACGGAAAUAUUCGAUAUGCGACAAUCAGCGAGAAUUUAAACUAGCCUCAUUCAGCGUUAGGAAGCUACCUAGGCCUGCUGACAUUUGCGCAGACUUGGAAUUUGGUAACGUUAGUGCUGUAAUGCGAACGCGGGCUCUGGAUAGAGACCCGCACAGUUAACUCAAUUAGCAUUUAAAAUUUGUUUUAAAAUCGUCUGACAAAGUUACAACUAGGCAGCAUCAUGAGCACAAACUCGGACAGCGGUCAGCCGUCCGAAACAAACCAGAGGAAAAGAAGUGCAAGUCCAAGUGUUGAGUCUGACUCCACGCUGCCCAAGCAAGCGAAAGUAAGUGAUGAGGAACCAAGGAAUGACUCUCGUGAAGAUGCAGAACCUGAGAAAGUUGGCAAUGAUGAGCCAAAACACGGAUCUGAGCAUCCUGAAGACGCUAAAGAGAAGGAUACGGUGAUUCUGAAUGAAGCAGACGCGCAGGAGAGCACAGGACAGGCUUGUGGAGGUGAGAGCGAGCGCCAGCCGUCAGAUUCCGCUGCCAUCGCCGCAGCAGAAGCGCUUGCCAGUCUGACCGGUGGAGACGCGGACGAAGACCGUAAAGAAAUGCCCUGUUCGUCUAAAAAAGCGAGCCGAGAGAAAUCAAGGGAUAAGUCUAAUCGUCCCAGUUGCUCUCAGAGCGAGAGAAGGACGGAGGCAGCCGCGGCUGACAGCUCCUCAUCCCUGCUGCUCUGCGAGGACCGAGAAGAUCCAGAGCAGGCUUCGUUCGUGGAUGAUGAGGAGGAGGAUGACGACUCUCUUCCUGGCUCUUCCUCCACGGCUAGCUCGUCUGUCGCCUCUGAUAAUGAGGAUAACGAGGACGGAGAGUGUGCCAUAGUGUCGGUGAAGAUGGCCCCGGAGGUGCGGCAGUCCGUGGCGCUGCUCGCACAGGUGCAGAUGCGGCUGGACGCGCUGGAGAAGAAAGGCGCGCGUCUGCAUCAACGCCUGGAGAUGAAACUGAGCCGCCAGCGACGCCCUCACCUGGACCAGCGCGGCGCCAUCACUCAAGCCAUCCCAGGCUUCUGGGUCACUGCUCUUCUGAAUCACCCACUUCUAUCAGCGCAAAUCGACGAGACUGAUGAAGAUGCUCUAAGCUACAUGACUAACUUAGAGAUUGAGUCUUUCAAGAACAACAAACUUGGUUACCGCAUCUGCUUCCAUUUCCGGCGAAAUCCCUUUUUUCAAAACAAAAUGAUAGUGAAGGAGCUUCAUCUUGGUAUGGGAGGAUCACCGGUGUCGUUCUCAAACCCGAUUUUGUGGCACAGGGGGCAGAAUCUGGUCGGUAGUGGAGAACCACGUCGAACAUCACAGGGAGUCUACCAGAGCUUCUUCCAUUGGUUCAGUGACCACAGCAACCCAGGAAGGGAUGACAUCGCGCAGAUCCUGAAAGAUGACCUGUACAGAAACCCUUUGAGGUACUAUCUGACUCCACUCUGGGAGCCACGAGAGAAUGGCAGCAGAGGUCCCAAACCUCAGGGCAACAAUAAUGGAGACGAGUGUGUGAUCAUCUCAGAUUCAGAUGAAGAUGAGGAGAAGAGCCAAAACUUGGGGCAAGAGGAUGAAGAUGAUGACCAAGUCGGAGGCUCAGAAGAGAAUGACAGAGAUGAGGGGGAGUCCUCCUAUGAGGAGAGAGAUGAAGAGGAAGUGGAUGUUGAGGAAGUAGAAGAGUCACGUGACUCUAGUGGCUGUGAGGUCAGAGAGCAAGGACAAGAAGAGGAAGAUAUUGAUGUAGAUGAAGAGAAGAGUUAGGACACGGGGUUGUCUCUGUUUCUUUUUUACGCAGAAUAGCAUCAUUCGAAUUUUCUAUGAUCCGUUUUACUGAUAUCAUUUCCUGCAUAAAUUAAGUCUGUUUCAAAUAACAAGUGAUUAAUGAUGCUUAAUGAUCAGGGUUUAAAUAUGUCUUCAUUGUAGAUGGUACUUUCAAUACAUCAAAGAUGAUGAAUAUUCAAAUUCAAUGUGCACUCCUCCGAAAACAUGUUUUCCUUAAGAUGUCAUCACAUUUUACACUUAUAACUUUGCAUUAACAGAUUUCAGAGGGCUACUGAUACCAGUAAGACACCUCUUUUAUCUCACAACGGACUGUUUAAAGCUUGGGAUUAUAGACUGCACUUAGUUUAGUUUAGUUUUUGUAUGACCGUAUACAGUAGCAUUGUCUGUCACUCGCAAUCAUGACCAUUUAUAAACACACCAUACUUUCCUGUUUGGAUGUUUUACAGGCCUAAUCAUGUUUUUCAGUCAUUGCUGUAAUAUUUUUGGUUAAUUGCUGUUUGUGUUACUUUUUUAUCCUCAUCUACAGAAUUCUAACAUCGUGAAGCAAUGGGUUUCCUUGCCUUGUUAUUGUUCAUAAACUCUACCACCACAUUUUGAUUAUAAGGAGAAAGGUCAAACAUUCUGAAAUGCUCUUCAUUCUGAUCCAAAACUGGAUAACUCAGGGAUGUUUACUCUUUUAUCCUCCUUAUACUGUAGAUGUGUUUCCCUUCACAAGCUUCGUUUAUUCAGUUUUGCGACAUUAAUACAUAACAUCUUUUGUUUAUUGAUGAACCUUUAAAUAAUUGUAGUUCAUUUCACUUUGUUUACAUAAGCAGAUUAAACUGCACGUUACCAUUUAUUCACUGCAAUGAAUAACAAUUGUAAUGUUAUUUAAAUGGUCAUC
Messenger RNA from Sinocyclocheilus grahami, 2878 nucleotides. It is a transcript of the gene tspy, whose product is annotated as testis specific protein Y-linked. Bases 421 to 1974 code for a protein of 517 amino acids. Gene Ontology annotation, biological process: nucleosome assembly. Gene Ontology annotation, cellular component: nucleus. The transcript is spliced from 7 exons. Lineage: Eukaryota; Metazoa; Chordata; Actinopteri; Cypriniformes; Cyprinidae. The record is from RefSeq and is a predicted model, not a curated record.